Messenger RNA from Pogoniulus pusillus (Red-fronted tinkerbird), 3744 nucleotides. RefSeq names its product septin 7 (gene SEPTIN7). Gene Ontology annotation, molecular function: GTP binding; GTPase activity; molecular adaptor activity. NCBI's taxonomy places the organism in Eukaryota, Metazoa, Chordata, Aves, Piciformes, Lybiidae. Gene Ontology annotation, biological process: cytoskeleton-dependent cytokinesis; intracellular protein localization; cilium assembly. Gene Ontology annotation, cellular component: septin ring; microtubule cytoskeleton; cell division site. The record is from RefSeq and is a predicted model, not a curated record. Bases 94 to 1269 code for a protein of 391 amino acids. The transcript has 13 exons.
CAACAGAAGAACCUUGAAGGAUAUGUGGGGUUUGCAAACCUGCCAAAUCAAGUUUACAGGAAGUCUGUGAAGAGAGGCUUUGAGUUCACACUUAUGGUAGUAGGUGAAUCUGGACUGGGAAAAUCAACAUUAAUCAACUCAUUAUUCCUAACAGAACUGUAUUCCCCAGAGUAUCCAGGUCCUUCUCACAGAAUCAAAAAGACUGUACAGGUCGAGCAGUCCAAGGUUUUAAUCAAGGAGGGAGGAGUUCAGUUACUACUCACAAUAGUUGACACACCAGGAUUUGGAGAUGCUGUGGAUAAUAGCAAUUGCUGGCAGCCAGUUAUUGACUACAUUGACAGUAAAUUUGAGGACUACCUGAAUGCAGAGUCUCGAGUGAACAGACGGCAGAUGCCAGACAACAGAGUGCAGUGUUGUUUGUACUUCAUUGCUCCUUCAGGACAUGGGCUGAAGCCUUUGGACAUUGAGUUUAUGAAACGCCUGCACGAAAAGGUGAACAUCAUUCCCCUCAUUGCCAAAGCAGACACACUUACACCUGAGGAGUGCCAGCAGUUCAAAAAACAGAUAAUGAAAGAAAUCCAAGAACACAAAAUCAAAAUCUAUGAAUUCCCAGAAACAGAUGAUGAAGAAGAAAAUAAGCUUGUGAAAAAGAUAAAGGACCGUUUGCCUCUGGCUGUGGUGGGGAGCAACACGAUCAUCGAAGUCAAUGGCAAGAGGGUGAGAGGAAGGCAGUACCCAUGGGGUGUUGCAGAAGUUGAAAAUGGUGAACACUGUGACUUCACAAUCCUGAGGAACAUGUUGAUAAGAACUCACAUGCAGGACCUGAAGGACGUCACUAACAAUGUCCAUUAUGAGAACUACAGGAGCAGGAAGCUGGCAGCUGUUACGUACAACGGUGUCGACAACAACAAAAACAAAGGGCAGCUAACAAAAUUUGACACAGUUGAAGGCAUGAGCCCACUGGCACAAAUGGAGGAAGAGAGAAGGGAGCACGUAGCCAAAAUGAAGAAAAUGGAGAUGGAAAUGGAGCAGGUGUUUGAGAUGAAAGUCAAAGAGAAGGUGCAGAAACUGAAGGACUCCGAAGCUGAGCUGCAGCGACGCCACGAGCAGAUGAAGAAGAACUUGGAGGCGCAGCACAAAGAGCUGGAGGAAAAGCGUCGCCAGUUCGAGGAUGAGAAGGCAAACUGGGAGGCUCAGCAACGUAUCUUGGAACAACAGAACACUUCCAGAACCUUGGAAAAGAACAAGAAGAAAGGGAAGAUAUUUUAAAUGCAUCAUUUUAACCACCAGUUCUGUAUUAGUUGCCAAUAUGCCAACCUGGGCCUCAGUGUUUGUCAGAUCCCUUUUGUUUUGUUUUGACCAAUUUUGCACCAGUUGUUUCCAUAGUAAAUGGAUUUAACAGCAUGACAAAGUUAUUUCAUUUCCUCCUUCUUUUUGUUUCUUUGGAGGGUUUUUGUUUUGGGUCCAUGGAGAAUGAGAUGCCUUGAAUUGUCUAUAGGGUGUUGUGUACUUGGGUAAAAAUAACAGCUCUGAGUACCUUUUCCUUUUGGUUUGUUAUUACUGUUUUGGUUUGUUUUUUUUAGGAGAACUUUGUCAUUUUAAUGCAGAAAGCAAACAUUUUACUGUUGUACAAUCAUGUUCUGGUGGUUUGGUUUGAAAAAACACAGACACACAAAGGAAAAAGGACUCCUGAUGGGUUUUCUAGUGAGGAUAAAUUGCCAUAAUAUGAUGCAACCAAUGCUUCUCUAUAUUAUUAUUAUUAUUAUUGUUAUAAUUAUUAUAAUCCAAGAAUUCCAUUCAGUGCAAGCAUAUACAAUAAUGUAAUUUAGUCUAACACAGUUGACCUUAUUCUUUGGGGCUUGGUUUAUUUUUGAAGGGGGGGGUUGUUAUAUUUUGGGGGUUUGUGACAUUUCCAUUGUUUAAAAGUACACAUGGGAGAAAAAAAAAUAGAAAAGAAAAAAGAGAUGGUAAAAAAAAAAAGAAAAUGAAAAGAAAUAGGAAAAAAAAAAGAAAGAGAAAAAGAAAAAGAAAGAGAAAAAGAAAGAGAAAAAAGAAAUACAAAAAGAGAAAAAAAGAAAUAAAAAAAGAAAUGGAAAAAAGAAAUACAAAAAGAUGGAAAAAAGGAAUACAAAAAGAGAUGGAAAAAAGAAAUACAAAAAGAAAUGAAAAAAAAAGAAAGAGAAAAAGAAAUGGAAAAAAAGAAAGAGAAAAAAGAAUUAGGGAAAAAAGAAAUACAAAAAAAAAUGAAAAAAAAGAAAGAAAAAGAAAUGGAAAAAAAGAAAGAGAAAAAGAAAUGGAAAAAAAGAAAGAGAAAAAAGAAUUAGGGAAAAAAGAAAUACAAAAAGAAAUAGAAAUCAAAGAAGAAAUAGGGAAAAAAGAAAUUAAAAGAAGAAAUAAAAAAGAAAUAGGGAAAAAAUAAAUAGAAAUCAAAGAAGAAAUAGGGAAAAAAGAAAUUAAAAAAAGAAAUAGAAAACAAAGAAGAAAUAGGGGAAAAGAAAUACAAAAAGAAGUAGAAAAAAGAAAUCAGAAAAAAAUAAACAGAAAAAAAAUACAGAAAGAAAGAGAAGAAAUCAGAAAAUAAAUAGGAAAAAAAUGAAUAGAAAAAAGAAAUCAGAAAAUAAAUCAAAAAAGAAAUAGGAAAAAAAGAAAUACAAAAAGAAAGGGAAAAAAGAAGUACAAAAGAAAGAGGAAAAAGAGAAAAAAGAAAUCAGAAAAGAAAUCAAAAAAGAGAUAAAAAAAAACACAGAAAGAAAGAAAAAAAUGAAUCAAAAAAGAAACAGGAAAAAAAGAAACACAAAAAGAAAGAGGGAAAAAACACCCAAAAAAAUAAAUAGGAAAAAAAAAAUGAAAUAGAAGAAAGAAAUCAGAAAAGAAAUCAAGAAAUAGGAAAAAAAAAAGAAAUACAAAAAGGAAGAGAAAAAAGAAAUACAAAAAGAAAGAAAAAAGAAAGAGGAAAAAAAAAGAAAUCAACAAAGAAAUCAAAAAAAUAAAUAGAAAAAAAAUACAAAUAGAGAAAAAACAAAUCAAAAGAAAAGAAACAGAAAUGAAAAGAAAUGCAGAAAGAACCAACCCAAAAAAACCAACCCAGUGCACCUAAGCUUUUUAUAACAACCCUUUUAUGGUUUUGGGAGGGAGGGGGGGGUGAGGGUUUUUUGGUUCUUUCUGUGCUACUCUCAUUUAGUAACUUCUGUAGCCAGGAGGAUCUCAUUACUGCUUUGUUUUCUCUUCGGUUUGGUUCUGUUUUUUGUUGUUGGUUUUUUUUUUGUAAUAACAUUUAAUUUAGCUUUUUCCCCUCCCACCUCCUCCCCCUCCCCGAUAUAUUGACCCUCCUAAAUAGAAUAGAGCUUCUUUCCUAUGGUAGCAACCCAGUGAGUAAAACCUUUUCUUUUUGGCCUUUUAAACUUCCCCUUUUUACAUUUUAGGGUAAGUAGCAGGAAGGGAAAAAAAAAAGUAUAUAUAUAUAUAAACAAAUGCAUUUAUAGGUCGUUUCUAGGCAAAAAAAAACCCCAACCCCACAAUAAUUGUGGAGUUAAUUACCAACCUGUUUCUACCUGUGUGCAGUCUUUUUGCUUUUGUUUGGUUUACUUGACUAGAAAUGGAAACAUGGGAAGGAAAACCACAACAAAACAACAUCAGCCUUUGGCGUUUGAGCUGUAUUCAGAUACUGCAUCUCUGUACUAUGAGUUCUUUUGGUUUGUUUGUAUUGUACAAAGUCACAUAAUAAACAAUGUUGUGAUGGAAGAA